UAUUCCCUCAAAUCACAACCCCCAAUUCUUCCCCCUCCACCCACCCAGCAUAUCUCUCUAUUCCUAUUUAUUAGCACCCCUCACAUUACCUUGUGUCACCAACUACUUUGACUCCUUUACCAUACCAUUACAAUAAUUAUCAAACCUAACCAGUAAAAAUGGUGACCGUGGAGGAAAUCCGCAACGCUCAGCGUUCCCAUGGACCCGCCACCAUCUUGGCCUUCGGCACCGCCACGCCGUCCAACUGCGUCUCCCAAGCCGAUUACCCUGACUACUACUUCCGCAUUACCAACAGCGAACACAUGACUGAUCUCAAAGAAAAGUUCAAGCGCAUGUGUGAAAAGUCCAUGAUAAAGAAGCGAUACAUGCACCUGACGGAGGAGUUUCUGAAAGAGAACCCGAACAUGUGCGAGUACAUGGCGCCAUCGCUGGACGUGAGACAAGACGUAGUGGUGAUGGAGGUGCCGAAGCUGGGAAAACAAGCCGCAACGAAAGCGAUUAAGGAGUGGGGUCAACCAAAGUCAAAGAUCACACACCUUGUGUUCUGCACCACUUCAGGCGUGGACAUGCCCGGAGCAGAUUACCAGCUCACGAAGCUUCUCGGCCUGAGGCCCUCCGUGAAGCGCCUCAUGAUGUAUCAGCAGGGCUGCUUCGCCGGCGGCACCGUACUCCGCCUCGCGAAGGACCUCGCCGAGAACAACAAGGGUGCGAGGGUGCUCGUUGUCUGCUCCGAGAUAACCGCCGUGACGUUCCGCGGCCCCUCGGACACGCACCUCGACUCGCUCGUGGGACAGGCACUGUUCGGAGACGGCGCCGCAGCGUUGAUCAUCGGAUCAGACCCCGACCCAGCAGUGGAGCGGCCGAUAUUCGAGAUGAUAUCGGCCGCCCAGACAAUCCUGCCCGACUCUGACGGUGCUAUAGAUGGGCACCUUCGGGAGGUGGGACUCACGUUCCACCUCUUGAAAGAUGUGCCCGGGAUCAUCUCGAAGAACAUUGAGAAGAGUCUUGUUGAAGCUUUUGAGCCCGUCGGGAUCAGCGACUGGAACUCUAUCUUCUGGAUCGCACAUCCCGGUGGUCCCGCGAUCCUCGAUCAAGUCGAGGAGAAGCUCCGGCUCAAGCCGGAGAAACUCCAGUCCACCCGGCAUGUGCUGAGUGAGUACGGAAACAUGUCAAGCGCGUGUGUUUUGUUCAUUCUGGAUGAAAUGAGGAAGAAGUCUAAGGAGGAAGGGAAGAGUACCACUGGAGAAGGGUUAGAGUGGGGGGUGCUAUUCGGAUUCGGGCCGGGUCUAACCGUUGAGACCGUUGUUCUUCACAGUGUUCCCUUGGAGGGAUAAAUCAUGCUGAUGCGGUGACUAGUGAUUUAAGAGUGAUCAAUAAGGAACCCUCGGAAAUACCAGGGAAAGUUUGUUAUUAUUACUAGUUUCACUUGUGGAUUUAUCGUAGCAUAAUGUUGUACAAGAAUAAUUUAAUAUGAACAAGAUCGUGUGUUUGUUAUUGAAUUUUUCAAAGUUAUAUAGUCCGUACUUAUUCGGCAUUGCA
Molecule: messenger RNA, 1539 nt
Organism: Glycine soja
Lineage: Eukaryota; Viridiplantae; Streptophyta; Magnoliopsida; Fabales; Fabaceae
Product: chalcone synthase J-like
Exons: 2
Coding region: 159-1334 (391 amino acids)
Biological process (GO): polyketide biosynthetic process
Molecular function (GO): acyltransferase activity, transferring groups other than amino-acyl groups
Source: RefSeq, a predicted model, not a curated record